Messenger RNA from Notolabrus celidotus (New Zealand spotty), 3327 nucleotides. Its product is annotated as G-protein-signaling modulator 2-like. Gene Ontology annotation, molecular function: protein binding; GTPase regulator activity. NCBI's taxonomy places the organism in Eukaryota, Metazoa, Chordata, Actinopteri, Labriformes, Labridae. The record is from RefSeq and is a predicted model, not a curated record. The transcript is spliced from 15 exons. The coding region runs from base 385 to 2454 and encodes 689 amino acids.
AUCAUUUGCCUUUGCUGAUAUUAAAAAUAUGACUACAUUCUCUCAGUAGGAGUCUGCAACUUCCCCCGCCCCUUAACGUCAUUAAAAGUCCAACUAUCGUGAUAGAUUUAUCUGUUAGACUGUUUGCGUCAGAGAAGUGACGGCCAGAAUUCCGAUAACACCUGAAUGCAGCAACCGUGGAAUCCUAAUUGGAGGCAGAUUUUCAGCGCGAGGAGUGGCUUCUUCAACUUCUGUUUCCCGACAGCGGACACAUCCUACUCCUUGAUAGAAGUGUGAGGAAGUUUUGUAAACACAGCUUGAAAGUACAGAAAGUUUGAAGUCUCUGAAAAUAUUCUUUUAAGCCCAAGUUUUGUUUGUGAUGGAUUCAAGCUCUCCAGUUUGAGGAUGGAGUCGUCUUGUCUUGACCUGGCUCUGGAGGGUGAGCGGCUCUGUAAGGCUGGGGACUAUCGUGCUGGUGUGUCCUUCUUUGAAUCUGCCAUCCAGGUUGGAACAGAGGACCUUCAAAUCCUAAGUGCCAUCUACAGCCAGCUGGGCAACGCCUACUUUCACCUUCAAGAGUACAACAAAGCCCUAGAGUACCAUCGGCAUGACCUCACGCUUACCAGAACAAUCGGAGAUGAGCUUGGUGAGGCGAAAGCCAGUGGCAACCUUGGGAACACAUUAAAACUUUUAGGACGGUAUGAUGAAGCUGUUGUUUGUUGCCAAAGACAUUUGGACAUCACCCGAGCCAUUUAUGACAAGGUUGGGCAGGCUCGGGCGCUGUAUAAUUUCGGGAACGUUUACCACGCCAAGGGUAAGAACAUCUGCUGGAGUGGAGCCGAGCCAGGAGAGUUCUCCGAGGAGGCCCGCAUAGCACUGAGGAAGGCUGCAAAGUACUAUGAGGCAAACCUGUGCAUGGUGAAGGAUUUAGGCGAUCGAGCUGCUCAGGGUCGUACCUACGGUAACCUUGGCAACACUUACUACCUGCUGGGUGACUUUGAAGCUGCAGUGGCUGCACAUGAAAAGCGGCUGCUCAUCGCUAAAGAGUUUGGAGAUAAGUCUGCUGAGAGGAGGGCUCACUGCAACCUUGGCAACGCCCACAUAUUCCUUAGUCAAUUUGAGGUUGCUGCAGGUCAUUACAAGAGGACUCUACAGCUGGCCCGGCUUCUGAAGGACAGAGCAGUAGAGGCUCAGGCCUGCUACAGUUUAGGCAACACGUACACACUACUGCAGGACUACGAGAGAGCCAUCGACUACCACCUCAAGCAUCUGGUCAUUGCUCAGGACCUCAACGACAGAGUCGGUGAAGGAAGAGCGUACUGGAGUCUAGGAAAUGCCCACACCGCCCUGGGGAAUCAUGAGCAAGCCAUGCACUUUGCUGAGAAACAUCUGGAAAUUGCCAAAGAGACGGGAGACAAAAGCGGGGAGGUGACAGCCAGGAUGAACUUGUCUGACCUGCGGCUGGUCGUAGGCCUGAAGUCCAACUCCCACAUUCACCCAAAUGUCUUCCGCAACACAAACACUAACAGCUCUGUUCUGUCAGUGAGCUCUUGUAACUACCCCCACCUCCCAGCUGUUAAGCCUGCAGAGAACUUUGAACUGAGGGCAAGCCCUGACAAACAUCAAAGUGGAGAUCCAUCGACACAGCAAGUACAUGACUGGGAGGAGGAGUCAUAUCCAGGGUCUUCCAAAACCAACACCAUCAAGGCCUCCACUAAACUUUUCCUCUUCCACCGGUUAAGAAGCAAGAAGCAGAAAAGCAUCAAGUCACCUCCUAAAGACCAGCAUGAAAACCACAUAGAGGACUCGGCUCAUGAGCUAGAAGCACCGGUGUCUCCUCAGCCAGGAUCUCGGGACACUAUUGGAGAAGAUGGCUUUUUCGACCUGCUGUCUCGUUUCCAGGGUAACAGGAUGGACGACCAAAGGUGCUCCCUACUGGAUGGCCAGAGCCAUCUCUCUACCCACUCCUCUCCCUCCUCCACCCCACCUGUAGCUGAGAGGAAAUCUAUUUUGGAGUGCGCAACACCAUCCCAGGAUCCUGGUCAUUUCCUGGAGCUGCUGGCCAGCUCCCAGGGCCGCCGUCUGGACGACCAAAGAGUCAGCCUGAGCCAUUUUCCUGGCUUACGACUCAGCAGCUCCAACCCGCCUCGUACACCCUCCACCUCCAGCCCCGACCAUGUCCAUCCCCCAGCCCAACUCUCCAGUCCAGAAACUCGCACACCCUCCCUGUACAGUCACCUCGAAGCCAGCAGUGCUGAGCAGCCUGAAGGCGAUGAUGUCUUCUUCGACAUGCUUGUGAAGUGCCAGGGCUCCAGGCUGAACGACCAGAGGUGUGCUGCUCCACCUUCUGCAAAUAGAGGACCAACUGUUCCAGACGAGGAUUUUUUCAGUCUCAUCCUGCAUUCCCAGUCCAACAGGAUGGAGGAGCAGAGAGUUUUGGCACCCCCUGGUGUCACACAAUCCAAACCAGACUGACCCCAUCAAGGAUUCCUCAGUGUCUCGGGAUACCAGAUGAAGUAACCGAGCUGUCUGGAGUUUUUUGGAACUGACAGCUCUCUUUCGCAAUUUCUGCCUUUUUUUUCGGACUGUACUGACAACAACCCUGUAAGACUAUAAAGAAUGCAAGGUACACUAUUAGGAAUUCAAGGCUCAAAACAACACAAACCUGAUCAUUAAGGAUGUAAAAUCAUGGGAAAUGAUGGGUUUACAAGACAUAUGGAUUUGUUCUUAGAUAAGUGACACUAUCACUGGGGCAUUUGACACAUUUGCUGAUGCCCCUGUUGCCUGUUUUUAAGAAAAGACCAGCGACAUCUGCCUGCUCUGGAAGCUUUCAUCAAACCACUCUUAACAACUGUUGUAGCUCAUGUUUGAGCUCAAAGGACUCUACUUGAUGGAUGCCAGCUGAAGGAAAUACUGCUUUAUGAUGGACAAUAGAGUCAAUGAAGCUAUCAUUAACUCAGCAAAGUGGUGCAUAACAAGCUGUUCUGCCCAUGUGGGAUCACUUUGUCUUUAGGAGCAGUAUAUUUUGGUUUGACUUGAUCUUAGACCUUUCCAACAAAACCUCAUCGGACUCGACAAAUCUGAUGACAUAAGAGAUUACAUCAACCUUUCUACUUGUGUCACCUCUAUGUCAUCUAUAAUCAGAUGUUGCUUUUGAAAGACGGAAAGAUCAGGAAGUCUUUUUAUGGGUGGAAUCAUUUUGCCAUCAACUUUUUUUUUUUGGUUGUUACAACAUUUUACCAGGGAUAAACUGUUUAGACAAAAAGAAAAGGAAGAAUUGUAAUUUUACUUUUUUUUUAUUGAUAACUUCUCCUGACAGGAGAAAUAAAAUCCCAUAAAUUUACAAAA